Zootermopsis nevadensis is the source of this 2747-nucleotide messenger RNA. RefSeq names its product putative tRNA (uracil-O(2)-)-methyltransferase. Gene Ontology annotation, biological process: tRNA methylation. NCBI's taxonomy places the organism in Eukaryota, Metazoa, Arthropoda, Insecta, Blattodea, Termopsidae. The record is from RefSeq and is a predicted model, not a curated record. Gene Ontology annotation, molecular function: tRNA (uridine) methyltransferase activity; metal ion binding.
GACACAGGCAGAAAUUGUAGUCUGUUACUAGGCUUCAUUUGCUUUAUCUUCAUAACUAGAUCAUGUCUUCAAAUGACCAGAGGAAUUUAGUUCAUCAUCAGACACAUGCCUCACUGGAACAGUUCUGGAAGGCAGUUGAUAUCUGGAACAACUUUCCCCAUGUAGUAAAUAGACGAUUAUGUGGGGUGACAUUUUUGUUCAGUGGCAAGAUUUUGAAUCCUGAAGUAGAUUAUAACAUAAUUGUAUCAAAGCUCAGGGAUACAAAUAUAUCAGCUGCUACUGUAGUUGAAGAAGAACAUCUUUUAAAGGCUCUAGAAACAGCUGGAAUUCAGACAGAGAAGAAUUGUGAUAUUUCUGAGGCUGGCAUCUACAUUUACUUCAAGAAACUGUUACCAAGAAACAGUGAUAGAUUCAAACCAUGUUUGGAACUUGUUAUUAUAGAUAAGUUUCAGAAUGUGGCCCACUUCAUCGGUCUGCAGGAAGAUUAUGAACAGCCAAAUCUCACCCUUAAAAUUGUAUACCUGAAACAUAAAAAAGAAAUUGUUUUGGCCAUAAAGACUGAGAAUAGUUCAUGUAUUUCAAGUGUGGACUGGAUAAAGGCCUACUUAUUUCCCAAAAUUAUAAAAUGGGCUGAGACCGCUGAUGUUAAGAAUGAAAGCAGUGGUUUGGUAACAUCUUCAAUUACCUUGGUUAAUAUUGCAAAGUACAGUAAGAUGUACCAGGAACUGAAGAAGAAAUAUGCACUUCAGAUGGUACAGAUAUGGCCUGAAAACACGGAUCCUCUGAAAUUUGUGUAUGAAGAUGUAGCCAUUGCAACAUACUUGUUGCUGCUUUGGGAACAGGAGAGACUGCAGAGAGGAACACCAGAUGCAUACCAGACAUUUGUUGACCUUGGUUGUGGGAAUGGUCUUCUGGUCCAUAUACUUAGUAGUGAAGGUCAUCAAGGUGUUGGGUUAGAUGUUAGGAAGAGGAAAAUCUGGGAUUUAUAUCCUUCCAGUACCAAACUACAGGUUCAGUCAAUUUUUCCAUCUGCUGAAUGUCUAUUCCCUGAAGCUGAUUGGUUAAUUGGUAACCAUUCAGAUGAGUUGACACCAUGGAUUCCUAUUAUUGCAGCGCGAAGCUCCCGAAGUUGUCGAUUCUUUCUUCUUCCUUGCUGUUGCUAUGAAUUAAAUGGACAGAAAUACCAGCGUAACAAUUCUUCACACAGUCAAUAUAUGGACUACCUGGAUUACAUAUAUAAAUUAUGUAAAGUAUGUGGAUUUACUACUAAAAUUGAUAGGCUGAGAAUCCCUUCCACCAAAAGAAUAUGUCUCGUUGGUUGUGAAAGAAAUUACCCGGAACACAAAUCACUAAAAAUGGAUAGAGAUAUUCAGUUUUUAAUAGAUUCAAAAACCAGCAAGAGAAUGGAAGCAACGAUUGGAGAACUGUCUGGCUGUUCUGAAAUUAAAGGUUCGACCAAUAAAUGGGUGCAAGAUGUCAGGAUUCGUGAAAAAGAAGAAAAGGUCCGCAAUUGUACGCAACUUCACAGGGGGUUUGUGGAAGAAAUUUUAAAGUUAGUCACAGAACAAUUACUGAGCAAGCAUUACUAUAUAUUGGUAAGUAGUAUGGAAGGUGAAAAGCGAUUGUGGAAUGCGGGAGAAAAGAUGCUGUUGGCAGAAUUAGCAUCUCUGAUACCGAGAGAGAAACUGAAACAAUUGAAGAAUGAGUGUGGUGGAGUGCAGACAUUGUUAAAGAAUAAUGGCUACGUUUUCCUUGUAGAGCAUGGUUAUGUUCAACUAAGAGUUCCAUCAGUGAAUGCAUCAUUUCAAGAGAACAAACCUAUCUCAAGGCGAAAACGUCAUAGUCCAGGAAAUAUUAGGAAUGUUUCAAGGAAACAGAAGCUCUGUUGGUUCCAUUUUAAUCAUCCAGAUGGCUGUCCACUCUCAGAUGAUGACUGUUCAUACAGACAUGGAUGAGCAUAAAUAUGCUGUGUCCACUCUAAUAUAAGAUAAUCCUCCUUCUGAAAACUUAAAUACAUAGGAAAAAAAUUGUGAUCCAAUUUUAUUGAUAAAUCACUUAUUUUGUAAUUAUUUAAUGUAAUUCUGAAGUAACAGGGUUUAAGUACUUGGCUCUGCUCUUGCUGUGGAUAGCAAACCAUUGUUAGUAAAAACACAAGUAUGUUUUACUGCUGCUGAUAUAAACAUUAUGUAGUGAAUUAAAUUGCUUUAAAUGGUAGGAUAUUUGAUGAAUAAUGCAUUGGAAAGUAUAUGGGAGGGAACUGUUUUUGCCUAAUGUAAGAUCUUAAACCCUUUCAUUCCGUGUAGCGACUCAAUGUAAAAUUAUACACUGAGCCAUGCCUCAUGGCUUGAAGUGGUCCCUCUCCCCCACCCUCUACAUUCUUUGGAGCCAGUGGCUGGCCUGCAGGGCAGAGGAGAAGACGUAUAGGUCUGUUUCUUUAAAGCAACGAGUCGUAACCCCGAUCGGAGCCUGAGCCUUGUUAACACUGAAAGGUGGUAUAUUAAUAGGCCAAACAUGUUUCGACCCCAAGGGUUCAUCUUAAGUGGCCAAUCAGACAGUAACACACAGUGUUGAAUUACCAGAAUAAUACAUCCAAAACUACAUAAAAUGCCAAUUCUAACUUUUGUAUUGCCAAUUUCUAUGAAACAAUACAGUUCUUAUUGGAUAUAAAAAUAUUAUUACAAUUAAAAUUUGUAUAAGUCAGACAUUUAAAGAAAUUAAAGUACUAUUGUUGUCGUUAUUCACACUCA